Molecule: messenger RNA, 1067 nt
Organism: Sceloporus undulatus (fence lizard)
Lineage: Eukaryota; Metazoa; Chordata; Lepidosauria; Squamata; Phrynosomatidae
Product: cytochrome b5 domain-containing protein 1
Exons: 5
Coding region: 295-864 (189 amino acids)
Source: RefSeq, a predicted model, not a curated record
GGAGGGGUCCCAAAAGGCCCUGAUCCAGGGCGACCCCUCAAAGCCUCCCCUGCUCAAAGGCCUCCGAAGAAGCAGCCCUCACUCUCGGGAGGGAAGAUCCUCCUGAGGAUGGCUCCCUUGGGUCCCACUCUCUGGAGCAGCAGAAAAGAAGCUUGCUUGUGAUGCCACUGAGCCUUCUGUGUCAGAGAGCAGAAGCAGCAGGGGCUUUCCAGAGCAUGGAGCCCUGGCAGUCAAAGCCAGGUCAAGCCGCCUUGUUUCCACGGUGCAGAAGCUGUGGGGAGAGCGUCUGGGACGAUGACUGGAGGGAGGCAGGGUAAAACCCUCUGGUUGGCCUCAGGUGAUCUCUUGAUGAAGCCUAUCCUAGAAGCAGCCGGGAAAGACAUUAGCCACUGGUUCAACCCUAAAACCAAAGAUAUACAGACACACAUUGAUCCUCUGACGGGAUGCCUGAAGUAUUAUACCCCGCAGGGCCGCUUUGUACACGUUCCCCCUCCGCUGCCUCGUUCAGACUGGGCCAAUGACUUUGGUAAGCCCUGGUGGAAAGAUCCCACAUAUGAGGUGGGCAUCUUGUCCACCAAAACAAGGCAUAUACGAAUCAUCAACACUCUGACCUCCCAGGAGCAUACCCUUGAGGUAUGUACAGAAGAAACCAUGUGGGAGAUCCUGCGACGAUAUCUCCCUUACAAUGCCCACGCUGCCAGCUACACGUGGAAGUAUGAAGGCACCAAUCUAGACAUGGACAAGAAUCUUCAACAAAACCACAUUGCAGAUGAGGAUGAGGAGUUCUACGAGCUCAACAUGGAUGCCGAUUCAUGGACACCAGCCAUCUUACUCUACUUCAAUGAUGAUCUCACUGAGCUCUAGCAAGCCCCCCGAGAGGAGAAUGGGAAAUGUUAUGUCAGGUACGAAGAAGACAGCAAGACAUGGCCCUGGUGAAAUUUCAUGCCAGACUUGAGGCAGCAGUGCUCCAAUAUUUCAAAGAUACGCUUUCUGAUUUAGAGAAGCUUAUUUUUUUUCUUAUAACAAAUGAAUCUAUAUCUGCUGAACAAUUAAAGUCAUUAUCAUAA